AUGGAACAAAAUGAAACAGAUGAACCAACGAAAAUUUUGAUUAAUGAUAAAGAAAUAGAUAAGGAUGAAAAACUCAGUAAAAUAAAAUCAUGCAUAAGAAAUUUUUUCAAUAAUUUAUUUAGUAAGAAUUCUCCAAGUGAUUCUUUUCCAUAUAAAAACAAGGCUCUUGAAAAUACAUUUUGGUGCUCACAAACAAUUUAUAUUAGAAUAAUUUUAUUGUCUUGUUUCUUCUCGUUUGUUGUAUCAUGGAAUCAGAACAUAGCAUUAAUAGGUGACAAUGGACUAACACCAGCGAAGGAUCAUGUUAAUAAAAUAUUAGAAGAUUUAAAAAAUGAAAGUAUAUGGACGAAAAUUCAAAACUUUCACUCACUUUUUUUGUUUUUACCUGUUUGUAAUUUUACUAUAAAUUUAUUACCUAUUAUAGGAAUAAUAUUAAGUUUAACUGGAUUGUUUUUAAAUUAUAUAAAUUUAAUAAUAAUUUUAUCAAUUUAUAUUCUUUUACAAUCUAUUUAUAGUAUUGGAAAUAUAUGGUUUAAUUAUGUUUAUGAGUUAGAAUUGUUAGAAUUAGUUUUUUUAUGUUUGUUUCUUGUUCCUUUAUAUAAAAAUCAUUUAAAAAAAAAGUAUUCUACUACAUGUUUGAUUCGAUAUAUUGCAAGAUUUUUCGUUUUUAAAGUUCUAAUAGGAUCAAGUUUAAUUAGAUUAAGAAAUACUGAUUUAUGGGGAAGGUUAGAAGGAAAGUAUUACAUAUAUGAAACACAACCUCUUCCAUCAUCGUUAUCUUAUUUUCUUCAUUCUUCUAUACUUCUUAGUAAAUUAGACAAUUUAUUUUCCAUAUUAACUGAGUGCAUUUUUUCUUUUUUUAUACUGUUUCCAAUUAGAUCAUUUAGAUUAGUAGGUGGCUGUAUUAUUUUUAUAUAUUGCCUCCUGAAUUUUUUUUCUGGAAAUUCUUAUUUAUUUUACUUUUUAUUAUUAGCUCCACUUAUGUUUUGUUUUGAUGAUAACAUUUUAUUAAAAUUUUUUUUUAAAUGGAGAAGAAAUGAAAUACUAAAUGUAGUUAAGGAAAAGAUAAUAAAUCAAAAUAAAAGCAAACGUUAUUUCAAAAGUUUUGAUAUAUUUUAUUUUACUGGAAUGAGCUCAGAAGAAUUAAGCAAAAUAUAUGACACUUAUUUUAACAGUAAUAAAGAAAGAAAUACACCAACACAAGAAGAAGAAUUAAUAUCUAGGUCUGGCUCUAAUGAAAUUACUUUUUAUAAAAAUGAAAGUAUACUUAAAAAUAUAAAAAAUGACAUAUACAACAUUUUUUAUUGGAUAUAUUCAAAGAAUGGGCUACAAUAUUUUAUAAGAAAUAAAAAUUUAUCUUUUGAAAUAAUCUCUCAUAUAAUUUGUUCUAUAAUAAUAAUUAUUUAUAUUUGUAUUGCAACUAUUUAUCCUAUGACUACAUUUCAUUUCAUUUUUUACUUAUUAAUAUUUAACUUAUAUGCGGUUUAUAUAUUUGCUUAUACAAAUAAUAUAAUCUCUAAAAUUAUUAGCCAAAUGACUUUAUUAAUUUCUAUAUUGUUAAUUUAUUCAAAUAAAAUAUUUUUAUAUGGAUUUGUUGAUAUAUUUUAUAGUUCUUUAUUUUUUAUUAAUUUAGUUUGUUUAUUUAUUCUAUCUUUCUUUUUCUUAAAUAAUAGAAGAUUCAUUUUCAAAUUUACUGCACAGUAUUUCUAUUUUAUAUUAUUUAUUUAUUUUUUGUCCUUUUUUAUUCGAAAUUCUUUAUCCCCUUAUCAAGUCAUGAAUGCGGAAUAUGGUUCAUUUGAACUUAUGAACGUUUAUGGUUCUUUUGGAAAAAUUAAGAAAGCUAGAAAAGAAAUUAUAAUUCAAGGAACAGAAAGUAAAAAUAUAAAUGAUAAUACAGUAUGGAAGAAUUAUGAAUUUAACUGCAAGCCUGACAAUGUAUUUAAAAAUAUGUGUAAUCAAUUUAGAUUAUUAUUUCACUUUAUACCAAUUAUAUAUAUAGAUAGAUUAGAUUGGCAGUUAAGUGUGUUGAGUGAUAAAGAGGAUGAAACAAUUUUGGAAAUUCAAUGGUUUAAAAAAUUUCUGACAAAAUUAUCCUUAAAAGAUGAAAAUAUUAUCUCCUUGUUAUAUAAAAAUCCUUUUAUGAGUAAUAACAUAAAAGCUCCUUAUUAUUUAAGAAUUUUAAAUAACGUUUAUAAAUUUUCUGAAAAUGAUGAAAAACAGUGGUGGGAUAUUGUUUCAUCAAAAGUGAUAGUAAAACCACAUCAUAUUCCAGUAGUAACAGAAGACUUCACAACAAAUAAAGAGAUGGAUCAUAAGAAUUUUAUGUUAUCUAAUUCUAUUCAACAAAUCAGUAAACAUCAUAAUCAUAGAUUGAGAAAGCAUAUAAAAAAUUCUCAAAAUAUAUAUGAGAGAGAAAAAAAAUUAAAAGAACAAAAUAAAGUUGAACAACAAAGAAAAAUGGAAGAACAAAAUAAAAUUGAACAGCAAAAAAAAAAAUUAGAGAAAGAAUUAAAAAAAAUUGAAGAACAAAAGAAAAAAUUAGAAGAACAACAAAAAAAAUUAGAUGAGGAAAGAAAAAAAUUAGAUGAAGAAGGAAAAAAAUUAGAACAACAAAGAAAAGUUGAAGAAUAUAAAAUAUCCGAAGAAAAAAAAAGAUUAGAAAAAGAAAUAGAAUAUGUAAAAGAAAAGGAGCUUGAGGAACAAAGAACAAUAGAUGAGGAAAAAAAAAAAUUAGAAAGACAAAUAAAACACGUAGAAGAAAAGAAACAUGAGGAACAAAGAAUAAUAGAUGAAGAAAAAAAAAAAUUAGAAAGACAAAUAAAACAUGUAGAAGAAAAGAAACAUGAGGAACAAAGAAUAAUAGAUGAAGAAAAAAAAAAAUUAGAAAAAGAAAUAGAAUAUGUAAAAGAAAAGGAGCUUGAGGAACAAAGAAUAAUAGAUGAAGAAAAAAAAAGAUUAGAAAGACAAAAAAAAAUUGAACAACAAAAUAUAUACGAACAGAGGGAAAUUGAAGAAAAAAAAAAAAAAUUAGAAGAACUGAAAAAAGUUCAGGAACACAAAAUAAAAUUAGAAGAGCAAAAACUAAUUGAAGAAAAGAAAAGAAUUAAAGAAGAAAAAGAAAAAUUAGAACAACAAAAUAUACAAAAGAAAAAUGAAAACAAAUCUAAUGAAGAAUUAGAUGAAAGACUAAAAAGUGAACUGUUAUCAGAGAAUCAGAAAAACAUGUCAACAAUUCAUAAACUAAAUAAUUCUAAUAACUUACAACAUAUAAAAAUGCAUGGUGAAAGUCCAAGUACAAAAGGAGAAUUAAAUGAAUCAAUAGAUGAAGAAUUAAACAAUGAAUUAUAUGAAAAUCCAAAAAAACAUGAGUCUUCUGAAGAGUUAAAUGAAGUAGAUAAUGACAUGAAAAAUGAUGAAGAAAUAAUAGAACCAGAAGAAGAAUCAAAUGAAGAAAUAGAAGAGAAACAAGAAGAAUCAAACGAACAAAUAGAAGAAGAAAAAAAAAAAAAAUCAAGUGAAGAAAUAAAAGAAGAGGAACAACAAGAAUCAAGUGAUGAAAUAGAAAAAAAAAAAAAUGAAAAACUAAGUGAACAAGUAGAUGAAGAUGAAAAGUUAGAAAAUGAAUUAAAUGAGCAAAUAGAAGAAAAAGAAAAUGAAGAAUUAAUAAAUGACGAAAUAAAACAAAAGGAAGAAUUAGAAAAGGAAUCAUAUGAAGAUAUAGAAGAAAAUGAAGAGGAAAAUGGAAGUGAUAAACAAUUAAGAAAAGAAAAGAUAGAAGAUUUAUUAAAUGAAGAAAAAAGACAAAAAUUACAAGAUGAAUUUAACAUAAAAAAAGAAGGUGUAGAAGUAGAAAAUAUAGAUAAAAAGGGAAAAAAUAGCUUUGAUAAAUCAAAAAAUAAAAAUAUAAAAAAAGAUGAAGAAUUAGAAAGAAGUAAAUCUAAUGUGGCUUCUUAUGAGUUUAAAAAGUUUUUUCAGAAUGGAAACACGAAGAAUGAAUUAGAUAAUGCUAUUAAAAAUUCUUAUACGAAAUAUAAAUUAUUAAAUAAUUAUUCCAACAAAAUUAAUAAAUUAGGCUUAUUUAAUAUAUAUAAUGAUAGAAAUAAAUUUGCGGGUAUAAGCAAAUUAAAAGAAAAUUCGAAUAAUGAAGGAAAUGGUGAUGUUUACCUAAAGGAUGCAAUACAUGAUAAUGAUAAUAAUAAAAAAAAUCUUGCAUAA
Plasmodium relictum is the source of this 4215-nucleotide messenger RNA. RefSeq names its product rhoptry protein ROP14, putative (gene ROP14). Gene Ontology annotation, cellular component: endoplasmic reticulum membrane. Bases 1 to 4215 code for a protein of 1404 amino acids. Gene Ontology annotation, biological process: protein maturation. NCBI's taxonomy places the organism in Eukaryota, Apicomplexa, Aconoidasida, Haemosporida, Plasmodiidae. The transcript has 4 exons. The record is from RefSeq and is a predicted model, not a curated record.